Colius striatus (speckled mousebird) is the source of this 1862-nucleotide messenger RNA. RefSeq names its product NUBP iron-sulfur cluster assembly factor, mitochondrial (gene NUBPL). The transcript is spliced from 11 exons. The record is from RefSeq and is a predicted model, not a curated record. Gene Ontology annotation, molecular function: ATP binding; 4 iron, 4 sulfur cluster binding; ATP-dependent FeS chaperone activity. Bases 29 to 1015 code for a protein of 328 amino acids. Lineage: Eukaryota; Metazoa; Chordata; Aves; Coliiformes; Coliidae. Gene Ontology annotation, biological process: iron-sulfur cluster assembly; mitochondrial respiratory chain complex I assembly. Gene Ontology annotation, cellular component: mitochondrion.
CGCGCGCGCGGCGGGCCGGGCGGCGGGCAUGGGAGCUGCCGCCUGGCGCUGGGCGCUGCGCACCGCCCGCCUCCGCGGCGGCGGCGGGAGGACUCUACUGAGGCCGCGGUGCCCGCCGCGCCGCGGCCCCGUUGCUUGCUCCUCUCCGUUUGUCGAAUCAGCGUCCUUAGGCUCCAGGGAUGAGGCUGUAAGGGACAAACGCGCCCAGAUCCUGUCACGUGGGCUGCCGAAACAGAAGCCCAUAAAAGGAGUUAAGCAGGUGGUGGUCUUGGCUUCUGGAAAAGGGGGAGUUGGAAAAUCAACAACAGCGGUAAAUAUAGCCCUUGCCCUGGCAGCAAAUGAUUCGACAAAAGAAGUUGGUUUGCUUGAUGUGGACAUAUAUGGACCUUCAAUUCCAAAGAUGAUGAACUUAAAAGGAAACCCAGAAUUAACACCAAAAAACCUAAUGAGGCCCCUUAAGAACUAUGGAAUUGCAUGCAUGUCUAUGGGUUUCUUGGUAGAAGAGACUGCCCCGAUUGUAUGGAGAGGGCUCAUGGUAAUGUCAGCUGUUGAGAAAUUAUUGAGACAGGUUGAUUGGGGUCAACUGGACUAUUUAGUAAUAGACAUGCCACCUGGGACUGGAGAUGUACAGCUGUCUGUGUCACAGAAUAUUCCAAUUGCAGGAGCUGUGAUCGUGUCUACUCCACAAGACGUGGCUUUAUUGGAUGCACGCAAAGGAGCGGAAAUGUUUAGAAAAGUCCACAUACCUGUUUUAGGACUGGUUCAAAAUAUGAGUGUUUUCCAGUGUCCCAAAUGUAAUCAUGAGACACACAUUUUUGGAGCUGAUGGUGUAAGAGAUCUAGCAAAAACCCUUGGAUUGGAUGUUUUAGGAGACAUCCCACUGCAUGUUAAUAUAAGAGAAACGUCUGAUUCAGGCCAGCCUAUUGUCAUCUCACAGCCUCAAAGUGAUGCCGCUAAAGCCUAUCUAAAGAUAGCUAUGGAGAUAGUAAGACGACUGCCAAUACCUCCUCCUUGAAGUGUUUAAUACUGAAACUUGGGAAAAAAACCUAUCUUUCGGUGCGACCAAUGCAGAAGAGUCCUGCUACUUAAUUAAGUGGAUGCUGUGUUUUAGUUCUAAGAACUUCUUCAGGACUUAAUUUACCAGAGGUUAAAUUAUGAUUGUGAUAUUUACUUCUUUUCAAAUAAUUUUUUGGCCAUAUCCAAAUGGAUUGAAAUAUGCAAAGGAUGAUAGACAAUGUCUAGCUGCUGGGUUGUAACAUCAUCAAGCAAGAAGGAGGAAGUACAUUUUUUUAAAUGUCUCCUGUUUUAAGGGUGAGAAUGAAAAACAGCUGCUCCAACCAAGCAUAAUGAUGAAAGAGAUGCCAAGUCCUAAGUCCUGCUUAAAAAAUGACACUUGCUAUACUCUAAUUUCUUUCAGUUUUGGUUCACCAUUUUACUUGGCUAACUACGAAGGUGACCUAAAGUUCUGCAAAAUUUUAAGCAGCAGAUUCAGUUAUGUAACUGAAAUCCUUUUGUGUGUUCAUCUUGAAAGAAAAUAAAAAAUAUUUCAUGUAUAAUCUGAAGAGUUCUUGUGAUGGAUCAUGAGCAAAUUGAUUCAUUAUUGGAUCAUGAGGUAAUUAACAGUUUAGUGGAGAGUGGAUUACAUGACCCUGAGUCUUAUUUCUUGACUGCUUUGCAUUAUAACAGACAGAACCAGACAGAAGACCAGGUAACCAAAGUCUUCAGCUGAAAGCAAAGUGUUAUGCCUGAGCUCAGUUUGCCAAGAGAUGCAAAUGAUUGAGAUAAAUUUAUGAUUGCAUAUUCCUAUUACAGUGCAGCAACUUUGAAUUUUAACAUAAAGAUGUAUUUUUGAAGUAAAGAAA